AAAGUGUUUUCUGUGUCAUUAGAGAAACUGUGAGGUGGAACUGUAUGACUGUACACACACACACACACCCCUGGUCCUCCAGAUUUCAGAUGGAUUUUCAUGGAAAUAAGAUAAUUAGCUUAAUGUAAUACAAUGGCAGCACAAGUUGCUGCAGUUCCUGAAGUAAAGGAAAAGCAUGACAUUAAUGAAGGAAAUGGUAAAGUAAAGGUUGAUGAAGAAGGACUAACUAGCCGAAUAGAAGACAAAUCAUUAGGGGAAACUGUGCAGAAAAAACGCCCACCCCCUGUAGAUCUGACAGAAGCUAAACUACUACAACAACAAAUAAGUCAUGGAUCCAAAACUCCCAAUACAAGUGGUCCUCAGACUCCGGGAACUGCUACGGAGAAGAAGAGGGAUAGAGAACGAAAAAUUGGACACAGAAGAGUGGAAGAAGGUGGUCAAAUUACGUAUAAAAAGAUUCAAACAUCCCAAAUCAUGGGAUCAUUUCAACUAGGAAUUGGGUAUGCUGUGGGAAAGCUAGCGUCAAAACCAGAACGAGAUGUUUUAAUGCAGGAUUUUGCCAUUGUGGAGACUAUAUCUUUUGCAGGUGAAGGAAGCACGUUCACACCGGCUCAUCACUUUACUGAUUUCAAGUUCAAGAUUUAUGCUCCUGUUGCCUUUCGUUAUUUUAGGGAUCUUUUUGGGAUUCAACCUGAUGAUUUUCUGCUCUCUGUCUGCAAUGAACCCAUGCGAGAGUUGACGAACCCUGGAGCUAGUGGAAGUAUUUUCUACGUCACGACCGAUGAUGAGUUCAUUCUUAAAACAGUUCAAUACAAAGAAGCUGAAUUUCUUCAGAAAUUAUUGCCUGGCUAUUACAUGAAUCUGAGCCAGAAUCCAAGAACUCUUUUGCCCAAGUUUUUUGGACUGUAUUGCUAUCAGUGUGGUGGAAAGAAUGUAAGAAUGAUAGCCAUGAAUAACCUCCUGCCAUCGUCCAUCAACCUGCAUCAGAAGUACGACUUGAAAGGUUCCACCUAUAAACGGAAAGCUAGUAAAUAUGAACGAAGCAAAGGUUCUCCUACCUUCAAAGACUUAGAUUUUAUGGAACAUCAUCCAGAAGGAAUUUUACUAGAGGCAGAAACAUACAAUGCACUGACCAAAACUAUACAGAGGGAUUGUAGAGUUUUAGAAAGCUUUAAGAUCAUGGACUACAGUUUACUGAUUGGUGUCCACAACUUAGAUCAAGCUGGAAGGGAAAAGAUGGGACAGACAGAGCAAAUAAAAUCCAAUUUUGAAGAAAACAACAGAGCAGCAUCAGCUGGAG
Messenger RNA from Limulus polyphemus (Atlantic horseshoe crab), 1300 nucleotides. Its product is annotated as phosphatidylinositol 4-phosphate 5-kinase type-1 gamma-like. The record is from RefSeq and is a predicted model, not a curated record. NCBI's taxonomy places the organism in Eukaryota, Metazoa, Arthropoda, Merostomata, Xiphosura, Limulidae. The transcript is spliced from 13 exons. The annotation marks the transcript as partial. Gene Ontology annotation, biological process: phosphatidylinositol metabolic process. Gene Ontology annotation, molecular function: phosphatidylinositol kinase activity.